UGGAGCGUGUUUUAGAUAAUUUUGUUUUCAGCUCCUUCUAGACUAAAAGCUCCGGCCACCGAGAGCAGUUGCACCACGGACAAAGACAGCUCGUGGGAGAACGGAACCUCCGUGGCCACCGCCGCCGCUGCCGGAAUAUUUUCGACGGUAUCGGCGCCGCUAGGUGGAGAAUUUUCGAUGCCGGAUUCAGAAACAGUGUUUUUAUAUUCACAUUUAGUUAUGUGAAUAUUUAUUUAUUUAUUUAAAAUUUGGGUGAUUUUCACUUUUAGUUACUUCCGCUGUAAUUGAACACGAAACUCUGAAAGGCUGAGACAUUGGAGAAUGUCGAAGGUUGAAAGCAGCAUGGCUCGGGUGGUUCUGGAGCCACACGCGCAGUUCGACCUCACCGCCCACUCACGCGCCAGUUCUAUUCGAUCGCUCGCACUUGCCACACUGCCGGAUGCGAGACGGGAUCGUUCUACUGUCCUCUACGUCGGAACUAACUCUGGAACCCUCUUCUCCCUAUCGGCGGACACCGACGACGGUGACGGCGCCCCGAACGAUGCCGUUCUGCGGAAGCUCUCGUUUCUGCGGAGCGUUUCGGUGAGCGACGCCGCAGUCGAGUGCAUUUCGGUGAUCGAGGAGUUCGGGAAGGUUCUGUUGCUCUCCAAUGGGGCUUUGUUCUUGGUGGACUCGGAGCUCUCGAAUCGCGCUUCGAAAUUGAGUUUCUCGAAGGGAGUAUCUUUGGUCACGAGGAGGAGGUUUAGGAACGGCGAAUCCGAGAGUUUGGGUUUGGGUUUGGGUUCGGGUUCGGGGCUAGGUUCGGGGUUAGGGUUGUUUCAGAAAUUGAGAAUGAACUCAGUGAAGGAGGGUGAAAUGCAGAGUGAGGGUGGUUGUGUUUUUGCGGUUGUUGUUGGGAAGAGGUUGAUUCUUGCGGAGCUUGUCUUGGGGAAUAGGAAUGGGAAAAAUGAGAGGGAUGAUGGUGGUGGUGGCUCUCUUGUGGUUUUGAAGGAGAUUCAGUGUAUUGAUGGGGUUGUUAGUGCCAUGGUGUGGCUUAAUGAUUCUAUUGUUGUUGGUACUGUAAAUGGGUAUAGUUUGAUUUCUUGUGUAACUGGGCAGAGCAGUGUGAUCUUCUCGCUUCCGGAUGUGUCGCGGCCGCCAAGGUUGAAGCUUUUGCACAAGGAGUGGAGGGUGCUGUUGUUGGUGGACAAUGUGGGGGUUAUUGUUGACGCACAUGGGCAGCCGGUGGGAGGGAGUCUGGUGUUCCGGCAUGGGUUGGAUUCAGUUGGAGAGAUCGGUUCUUAUGUGGUUGUGGUGAGUGAUGGGAAGAUUGAGUUGUAUCAUAAGAGGUAUGGUGGGUGUGUUCAGGUUUUGCCGUUUGGUGGGGAAGGAGUUGGGCGAUGCGUUGUUGCUAGCGAGGAAGAUAGGGAUGGGAGGAUUGUUGUUGUUGCCACUGCUACCAAGGUAGUGUGCUAUCAGAAAUUACCUUCUGUAGAACAAAUAAAAGACCUUCUGAGGAAGAAGAACUAUAAGGGAGCCAUAUCCUUGGUGGAGGAGCUUGAGUCAGAAGGGGAAAUGUCAAAAGAUUUGCUGUCGUUUGUUCAUGCUCAAGUGGGAUUCCUCUUGCUUUUUGACUUGCAUUUUAAAGAAGCAGUGGACCACUUCUUGCUUUCUGACACGAUGCAACCUUCUGAAGUAUUCCCAUUUAUAAUGCGUGAUCCAAAUCGGUGGUCCUUACUGGUUCCUAGGAAUAGGUAUUGGGGUUUGCAUCCUCCACCAGCCCCCCUUGAAGAUGUUAUAGAUGAUGGCUUGAUGACAAUCCAAAGAGCUUCUUUUCUGAGGAAAGCAGGUGUAGAAACAAUAGUAGAUAAUGAUCUAUUUCUCAAUCCAGUGAAUAGAGCUGAUUUGUUGAAGUCAGCAAUCGAGAACAUUAGUAGGUAUUUGGAGGCCUGUCGAGAAAAAGACCUAACAGAAUCAGUCAGGGAGGGAGUUGACACUCUACUAAUGUAUCUCUAUAGAGCUCUAAAUUGUGUUGAGGACAUGGAGAGGCUGGCAUCUUCUACAAACUGGUGUGUUGUGGAGGAAUUGGAGCAGAUGUUAGAAGAGUCUGGGCACCUACGGACACUUGCCUUCUUGUGUGCAAGUAAAGGAAUGAGCUCAAAAGCUGUGCAUAUUUGGCGCAUCCUUGCAAGAAAUUAUUCAUCUGGCCUGUGGAAAGACCCUGCUUUGGAGAAUAGCACGCAGGACAGUGGGGAAAGCCUCAUUUCUGGCAGGUCAAUUGCUGCAGCUGAAGCAUCAAAGAUUCUUGAGGAAUCUUCUGAUCAAGAGUUGAUUCUACAGCAUCUAGGAUGGAUUGCUGAUAUUAGCCAGGUUCUUGCAGUCAAAGUUUUAACUUCAGAGAAACGAGAGAUCCAUCUUUCUCCUGAUGAAGUUGUUACAACCAUUGAUCCGCAGAAGGUAGAAAUUCUACAGAGGUAUCUCCAGUGGUUGAUUGAAGAUCAGGACUGUAAUGAUACACAGUUGCAUACGUUGUAUGCCCUCUCACUUGCCAAAUCAGCAAUUGAAGUCUUUGAAUCUGAAAAUAUCUCUAAGAAUCUGGAUAGUGAAAAUACGGAGACAAGAAGUUUGGCUGUGUCCAAAAACUCAAUCUUUGACACUCCUGUCAGGGAAAGAUUGCAGAUUUUUUUGCAAUCCUCAGACUUGUAUGAUCCAGAAGAAGUUCUUUAUUUGAUUGAAGGAUCAGAAUUGUGGUUAGAGAAGGCUAUUCUAUAUAGAAGACUGGGGCAGGAGACUUUGGUCCUCCAAAUUUUGGCUUUGAAACUUGAAGACAGUGAAGCUGCUGAGCAGUAUUGUGCUGAGAUAGGAAGGGCUGAUGCAUACAUGCAGUUGCUUGAAAUGUAUUUGGACCCACAAGAUGGUAAGGAUCCCAUGUUUACUGCUGCUGUUCGCCUACUCCAUAAUCAUGGAGAAUCAUUAGAUCCGUUGCAAGUUUUAGAGAAACUAUCUCCAGAUAUGCCACUUCAACUUGCUUCUGAUACUUUACUAAGAAUGUUCAGGGCCAGAGUUCAUCAUCAUCGUCAAGGACAGAUUGUGCAUAAUUUAUCUCGUGCUGUGGACAUUGAUGCAAGAUUAUCAAGAUUGGAGGAGAGGUCAAGGCAUGUUCAAAUUGAUGAUGAGAGUCUCUGUGAUUCCUGUGAUGCACGCCUUGGUACGAAGCUAUUUGCAAUGUAUCCUGAUGACACUGUUGUAUGUUACAAGUGUUACCGUCGUCAAGGUGAGUCAGUGUCUGUAUCAGGCCGCAAUUUUAAGGAAGACAUCCUAUUUAAACCGGGUUGGCUCGUGAGUAGAUGAUCUUUAAACUAUGUCGUAACUAGAUGCAAGUAUUGCUUGGUUGAAUCCCAGAAGCAGCUUCCACUUAUACCAAUCCAAAUUCAUUCAAAACUUGGAGGAUCAGGUUCUAACAUUCUAAGCUAAAAGAGUAGAAGUUGAUAUAGUUAUUAUCUGUAAAUAUCUGUUGAGUUCUCCAUUGUACUCUCCAUACCUUCAUCCCCCCUUCGGCAAAUUUCUUUGUAAAUUUGAUGAUGUAAAAUGUAAAUUUUUGCCCAUAAUAAUCAGCUCUUUUCUGCUUUA
This is a messenger RNA of Vigna radiata var. radiata (mung bean), 3609 nucleotides long. RefSeq names its product transforming growth factor-beta receptor-associated protein 1. Gene Ontology annotation, cellular component: cytoplasm; membrane. The record is from RefSeq and is a predicted model, not a curated record. Gene Ontology annotation, molecular function: protein binding. Bases 322 to 3330 code for a protein of 1002 amino acids. Gene Ontology annotation, biological process: intracellular protein transport; endosomal vesicle fusion; autophagy. Lineage: Eukaryota; Viridiplantae; Streptophyta; Magnoliopsida; Fabales; Fabaceae. The transcript is spliced from 14 exons.